CGCUUGGAGCGGCCGUAGGGGGGCCUGCUCCCGUCCCCCGAGCUGUCCUGAUCGGGUCGCCCUUGCUCAGGGCGGCCACACGGGACAGCCUCUCCUCAGCCAGAGGACAGGGAUGGGUCUGUCCUCGAGUGGCAUCGCGCUCCCCGCGGGCCGUCCCUCCCGCCUGUGGAUCCGCGAUACCUCUGGAUGGCAGCUAUGCCCAGCCGGGGCAAGGCCUGGCAGGCCGGGCCCCGCUAGGACGAGGAGCGUCGGUGGCUUCUGAGCUGUUUGGAAAUCCCCUCAGACAGUUCUUUACUUUUCAGGCCUUUGCACUGAAGCCGAGUGAAGAACCUCACAAUUGCGCUGCACAGCACUUAGCUCUGAUUUCUCUGGCAGCCAAACACCUCUGUCACUGAGACCUCGAGGGCUCUUUUUCCCUUCCCUGCCCAUAUCUUCUCUGUCUGUGCUUGGAAGCUGGUGCCCAGCAGUAGCUCUAUCUCCCUGUCCAUCCUGCUGGACCACUCCCCACCAUGUUUCAGCGUCUCACCAGCCUCUUCUUCAGUGACAGCAACACGCCAGAGGGCCUGGAGGAGCCCAAACCCUUUGUCGAGGAAGAGGAGGAGGAGGAUGGCUGGCUCAUAAUUGAUCUUGCAGGCAGCCGUGCCCGCCCCGGCCCCGCCCGGCGCCCGGGUGCUGGCGGUACCGGGCGCUCGGUGCGACCCCGCCCGACACCUCCCGGUCCGCCACCGCCGCCGGCCGCUUCCCCGGCUCCGGCCGGUCCCUGCUUGAUGGACGAGAGUUGGUUUGUCACCCCUCCCCCCUGUUUUACUGCAGAGGAGCCCGGCCCCGACGGCGUGGGGAGCAGCCCCAUGGAGGACCUGCUCAUCGAGCACCCCAGCAUGUCCGUCUACGUGACCAGCACCCUCGAGGUGGAUGGGGAGGGCCCCGAGGACGAUGCUGCAGAGGACGUUCCGGAGCCGCGGCCGGAGCCGCCGGCGUUGCAGCACAGCCGGGCGCUGGCGGCGAAGGCGGCGGCGCUGGACAAGGCGGGGCAGGCGCAGCGGGCGCAGCGGGCCAAGCAGUGUGCGGAGCGGCACCGCCUGGGCCAGAAGGCGCUGCAGCGGCAGAACCGGGCCCGGCAGCGCCCGCCCCGCCGCGCCAAGCAGCUCCCGGGCGCCUUCGUCCACCAGCCCUGCCAGCGCCACUGCAACUACUGACCUCGCUCCGCUGCCCGGGGGCUCCUCCCGGCCGGCCCCGGCCCCGGCCCCGGGAGCGCGGCCCCCGCGGACAUCGGGGACCCGGCGGCGGCUUCGCUCCGCGCCCCGCGCCCGCACGCCUGGCCCGCACUCCGCAUCUUCCUCACCUCGCCCCUCACCUCGCCCCUCGCCCUCGAUGCCGUCUGGGCCGCGACCCCCGGAGCCGCCGGCGUGGAAGGCCGCGCCAGCCCUCCCCGGCAGCCUCGACGGCCUUCGCUUGGGAAAUCGGUGUUCCCAGUGAAAUCCUGAAAUCCGCCUGUUCCCGGUGAAACCUGUUUGUCCUGACAAGCCUGUGACAUCAGUGCCUUUCCUCACAUCAUGACUCCGUGUGCAGCCUGGCUGGGAUGUCACAGAGACGCCGAGCAGGAAUGACAGGAGCAAUGAAGCCACAAGAUUUUAGGAAAAUCUCAUCGAUGACACUAAAUAAUGCUUCUGCCCUGCAAAACCAGCAAAUACUCUACUCCCUCCUUGAUUUAUUAGCUACAUUUUUACCGUGAUAAGAUAACCCCCCCACUGCCAGUCCCGAGAGGGCUUGUGGUUGAAAGCGCCGGUGGAAUCUCCGUGGCCGGGUCAGCCAGAUAGCUCCUGGUGCCUCAUGGUGUUUUUUUAAAAUCAACCUUAAAAGGAAUCUCAGGAAUCAAAGCACCGUCCCAGCGCCGCACCGGAGCCCUUGGUUACCGUGCCAGGAAAGGUGGCCAGCCUGGGGUGGCAUCACCGUGGCUGGUGGUCCCAUCUGAGCGAGCCCCUUCCUCCUGGAGCCAGUCACCCGCCCCACCACACCUGUAUCCCUGUGGAUACGCCUGUAUAUGUGUGUGUAUAUAUUUCUCUCUGUACCUUGCACUCAGAAGAGGCACUGUUAAGCCGAGGAGUUUUGUCUGCCUGGUGUCACUCCCCAGGAGGGGAGAGGAGGCAGCGAUCUGCACAGCUUCCCUGAGGUGGUCAAAGCACGUCCGUGGUGGUGAAGAGAUGCUGAAGAGGAGGCCAGAGGGAAGAGGCUGAAGUAAGGACAGUGAUGGAUCUGGGAGUCACUGCAAUGUGUCAGGAUGGGGGAGGCCUGAGUGGGAGGAUUGCUGCAACAGGAGCUGUAACAGAAGCAUCUUCUUUCCCCCCUAAAAAUGGCAUCCUUUCCCAUGAAGAGCCAAAUUCCACUGCUAGGUGAUGCUAAUUUUUAAUGCAAAUCCCUCCUCUCUCUGUGAUAGACUCCUUCUGCCUUUGGAAGAACACGGUCCAGGCUUUUCACUGACUCCAGCACCAGCUCCAAAUCCAGCAGAAAUUUGCUGAUCUGCCCCCAGUUCACUCCUUUUAGGAACUGGUUUUGGACCCUGUGCUCUGGGAAAGCAUCUUGCUUGUGGCCAGCUCACAGCCUGGAUUCCCACCCUCUGAGACAAGAAAUACCCCCACAACACUCUAGAAAAUUCUGAUUUCACCGGAGGUUCUUCCACUCACCAUGUUGCAUCCCUUAAUAUCAGCCGGGGACCUGUGGUGAGCCCAAGCUGAGACAGCUGAUAGUUAUUAAUUCUUUUAAUGAGAUUAAAGCCAAAAUGAACCUUCUUAGUAGCAACAGCCCCUAGCUCUGGGCCAGGGAGCCUGGUCUGCAGUAUCCAGCUGCUGCUGCUCAGCUGCAGCAUUUCCCCUUCACUCCACUGCCUCGGCACUCCCAAAAGCACAGAGUGGGGAACUCCGUGCCCUCGGCAUUGCCCCAUCCUCCUUGGGCCUUGUGGCAACCUCUGUCCCUCACCAAGCCUGAGACCACACUGAGAUCACCCUGUUCCGUCCCUGGUGUCUUCUUGGUGAAGAGACUGACAUCUCCUGACUCCAGGAGAGCGUUUACAUCCUUUGACUUCCUGGGCUUCACACUCAAUGCCUUUUUUUUCCCCUGCAGUGAUGCCUGGGAUGGACUGGGAGCAGGGCAUGUGCAGGGACACUGGCACAGAUGCUGGGACAGCAGGUAGGGGCUGAGCCUGAGCUUUCCCAGGUGUCUGAUGAGGUGCUGCCUUCCCAUCCUGCUCUUCCCGUGCCCCUGGAAGCAGCAUUGCAGGAAGUGUUUUCUCUCCAGCCCCAACACACAUCAAGAAGUGGAGAGGCCGAGCACUGUCCAGCCCCCAGCUUGGUCUCCACUACAAAUUCUCCUCCUGCACAUCUGAGUUGCUUCCAGUCCCUCCUGAGCACUCCAGAAAUCCGAGGCUGGCUGUGACCCCAUUGCCCCCUCUGCAGCUCCUAGAGGAACAGGCUAGGGGGACCAGUGGCCCCGAGGCAGAUCCUGCCAUGUCUCACCUGCCAGGCUCUCCUGUGCCUGCCCAACUGCUGGAAAUGGCACCCCAGGAGAAAUCCCUCCUGGAAAUCCUCCUGUGCUCCCUUCUCAUCUGCUGUGAGCCAGAAGCCCUUUGGCCGUGUUCCUGGGGGACUUGUCUCAGCCUGGUACUGUCACCAGCCCCCAGUGCCCACUUCAAACAGGUGAUCUUCUUCCUCUGUCCUGGUUUUCAGAAGCAAAUUCAAACUCUUUCCGUGCCAGUCUGAGAUGUCUUUCAUCACUCUGUGCCCAGCCAGCGCAGGAGUUGCAGCAGAACUAUUAUCACACUUUAUAUCCAGAGUAUGUUUGUAAAGCAUUAAUAAAUUAUUAAUAAUGUUUUCAUGAAGAGAUUAAUCCAGACCUUGAGCCUCUGGUGGGUCACACCACAGCAAAUGAGCUCCUGGAAAUCCCCUCUGUUGUUUGCACUCUUGCCAUGUAUUAACACCUAACACGAAUCUUGCAAGGCGACUGUCGCCGCCAGUGUGACCCACCCUCCCUGUGCUCCAGCCCAGCUGUGCUUUGCAGAAGACUUGCAGUGUUCUGCUCCUGCCCAGCAGCAAGCACAAGGCCUGGCCUGGUCCCAGGCCUCCUGCCCAGUGCUGCCAGAGCAAGAAAAACCCCUUUUCACUGAGGUUCUUUGUCUCCUCAAAUCUUAAAACAAAUGAAAGGUGCUUAAAACCAGAACUUCCUGUGUGUGCACCCAUUUGCAUGUGUAGAUAUUUCACAGCCCAGUUUGGGUGUUAAGUAGCUUGUUUUGGGGUUGAAUUUUUUUAGGGGUUCUUUGGGGGUUUUUUUGCACCCAGUAUUUGUGAUGGGCUGUGUGGUGCUUCCGAUGGGAAGAUUCUGGUUUGCAGGGAGCUCUUGGGCUGGUCCUGCUGGAACAGGUGGGGUGAAUUUUGCUUUCUUUUCUGUGCUUGUGUCGGGGGGAAACUACAGCAUGGACUCAGGGACAAACUAAUCUGCUGGGGUCUUUAAAAAUGUCUUUUUCCCAGGCUUCUCUGUUAGAAUGUGGGGUUUGGUUCUGGGAUGCUGGCACAUGGGCCUGUGGCAGCAUGUGGUGGUGGCAGGAGCUGCAGGAUGCUCUGACACUCCUGUGUGGAAAAGCAAUUGUGGCCAUUCAUGGUGAGAUCAUUUCUGGGCUGCAGCCACCCUUCAUUUGUUCAUGCCCUUAAAAUUCACCUUUAUGGCUGAAUGUGGCCGGUCCCUUUUCAGACUGGCUUGUGAACAACCAGAUACGGAUUUUCAGCACUGAGCCUCCGAGGGUCUGAGAGGUGCAGCAGAGCUGUGUGUUACAGCCUGACCCACCACAUCACUGGGAUCAGGAGACAGCCAGGAUAGGGGAAGCCAUCGAAAUGAUCACCUGGAGAAAUGGUGAUGCAGGCAACUGAAAGAAAUUUUUGUAUUUCUUGCAAUGAAAGCAUAAAAAGGGGAAGAACACCCUGUGGAGAGAUCUGGGCAAAUCCCUGUUCAGUAGCUGCCAGCUUUGCUGGGCAGCGUGUCGGUGCCGGGCUCAGACACCUGAGCUGGCUCAGCCCCAGCUCAGCUUCCCAGCCCCGUACUGGACUCACAGGCUCGGGGGCAGCAGAGCACUGGGACAGGCUGGGGCAGUGCUCUCAGCGAUGGCUGGAGCUCGUGAGACUCCUUAUGGGGGACAGAAUCUUCUCACCACCGAUGGCUCCUGUGGUGCAGAGAUCUUCUCCAAGUAAGAUUUGCAUCUGAUUGCCUGGUUCUGCUCUGGCUGCCCUGUCCCAGCAUGAGGGAUGAACCCCCAAAGUGUGAUGGGACCAGGAGGGACAGUCCUGCUGGAGAAGUGCCACUCUUGGGACGCAUCAGGGCCCCCAGGGCCCCAAGGCCGUGUUUGCUGCACUGGGCAAGGACAGGCUGUGGCCAUAGCACACUCAGGACCCCUCACUGGCAGCCACUGCCAAGUUCUCACACUGAAUUCUGGCUCUUGCUUGGCACUGCAAGGCUGGAGGGAUGCCAGGGGAGUAGGGGCAAAAGUCCUCCUCACCUGUUGCUCUGAAACUUGCAUUCACAAAUGCUCUUUCUAAGAAACUCUGCUCCAAAAGCUUGGUCUGGAAGGAAAACAAUUCUUUCCAUGGCAGUCCAUGUUUCCUUCUCAUUGUGGAUCACAUAAAUGCAUGGCUCAUCCCAAACAUCACUGCUGUGGGAAUAUUCUUUCUUUAGGUGUGUUUCUAAUCAAUAAUUUUACAUGUACAUCAUAGUACUACUUUUUCCUCUUCUAUUCAGCUCUACUGGGGGGAGCAAAAUAACCCACUUAGAUGUCUUACCACACCAGCAAGAAAAAAAAAAGAUGAAAAAAUACUCCAAUGCGGUUCCAAGCUUGAGUCCCACAGCUUUGCAGUUGCCCCUCUGGAUCAGUAUCAAUUCCAUUGCCCUGCAUAAAGUGGAAAUUAAACUUCGUGUGAAUUUAUUGAAAAACAAGCGAGUCUCCAAAGAUCAAACAUCUAAUAAUUAGGAAAAAGUAAGAAGACAUAGGUCACCUCAAGUCAAGAGAAAUGGUUCUCAGCAUAUCUCAGAAGGCCACGCUAAGCCCCACCGCCCUGGGAAUGGCUGGUGGCAGUCCUUGAGUCUUCCUGAGUCUCUGGGUUAAAACAAGAGGCCAUCCAUGUCCAGCUGGUGCUCUGGGGACUCUAGCCACCAGGGAUCGUCAGCUGCCACCACUCCCAGCCUCCAGUUUGCUGCUCCUCCUUCGCUGCAUGCACUCAGCAAUAGCUGCUGGUGGCAGAGGGAAAGCACCAGCAGCCCAGCAUCCCCCCAGCUUCUCAGAGCUUCCCCCCAAGCCCUUCUCCACCACUGGACUGUGGUGACCUCCUCAGCACAGCUGCUGGCAGGGACCAGAGCCUGAGGAGGGACAACCCAUGGCAUUGGCAGCCCCUCCCUCCCUCCGUUUCUCCCAGGUGACUGCCACAGGCAGACCCACCAGGGACAGGAAUGGGCUUUCAAAGGGGCUGAUCCCCCUCAGGGCUUGUCUUCUUCAAGGUGGAGCUUUCCAUCUCUCAGAUCUGCUCCAUACAAAGUCAAUAAUCUCCUGUUGUCCUCAUGGGCUCCGUCCUCGUCCCAUUCCCAUUGCUGGAGCGGCUGCCACAGUUUUCCUGAAUGUGGCUGUAGGAGCUGGAUGCAGCUGUGGGAAAGGCUCUGCCUGCCUGAAGAAUCCCUUCUUUGCUGGGAGGUGUCCUCAGACCUAUUGGAGAUGCCACCUUCUCCUUGCUCAUCUCCAGGAUCCCAGAGCACUCACCAGCCGUGGGCUCUGGACAGCUGGACGUGGUUGGGCAGGUUCCCUGUUCCAUCCUCCAUCAAUGCAUUUCCAUCAGCCUUUCUUUUUCUUCUUGAAAAGUUCUGAGUCAUUGACUAAACCCAUGACCAUAAUGAGGAUGAUGAGCAAAGGUGGCUCUGACGUGUGAUCGUCGUUUCAGUUCUUCUAUGCAGAGUGGGGGCACCCAGGUGUGUUCCCUGACACCUGGGUGACACCUCCUGGGCUGGCAAGGGAGUUGCUUUACCAACCCCAUAUUUUAUGCAGGGGUGCUGCCCCAUGCACCAGAGCACAAAAAGAGCUGCAAAGCUUUGAUUCUGUUGUAGCUAAACCUGAAAAUCCUUCUGCCUUCCACUCUGACCCUAUUUCAUUACAUGGUGGCAGGGGGAAGAUUUUAUUCUCUGCAAAUGGAGGUGAAAACAGCGCAGUAAAUUCCACGUGUAGCUUAAAAAUGGGAUGCACAGGGGGACCCAAAGCUCCUCUGCUCUUUUGCAUUCACCUCACGUACCCUUGCUGGGGAGACAUGAGCAGCUGUGCCCAAGUCUCAAUUGCUAUCCUUAGCUUUAUGCUUCAGGAAGUCUGGGGAUCAGGAAGCAGCACCAGGUGUAGCAGUGAACCAGUAAAAUCUCCUCUUGUGUCAGAACUGUGCUUGUACAGAGCCACCGAGCACUGCAAUAUUCUAUCUGUAUGUGUACACCCCUGGCAUCUGCUUGGAAAACUCAUGGCCACACGUGACCCUCUCCCAUGAGGGACUGCCUGUACACGUGCCUUCACCCUUUCUCAUCGUUUGGCAUCUUUUUUUAACAGAAUUACAGAACUUGAAUAAAUCACUGAACUGCAGUUACAAGUCCUAUGCAAGAGGCGACCAGGGAGUCAGUUUUUGAUAUUUCUGUGUUUCUCUGUUGUUUUCAAAGUCACUCGGGGGUUUUUCAGAGAGGCCCAAGAGAAUGAAUGCUCCGUUUAGCAUUUUGGAUAUACUAAAUCUCUUCGGCAGCUUUGAAGAGCUCUAAACCCCAGUUGCUCACCGGGCCACAUUUGGAGAGCAAGCAGGAGCAGCAGGACAGACGGGCACCAGGACAGAUGGCUGUUCCAUGGUUGGAAAGGUUGCCUUAAGCCUUCCCUAAAAUGCCCCAGAGAAUGUUCGGGUGCCCUCCCGCCCUGUGCCCAGGGCAGCCUGGGCAGAGCAGCUCCCACCCCGGGCCGGACGCCUUAUACGUGGCACAGCCGCCACUGGGGAUCCCGGAGAAGAGGGAAAAAACAGCCCCACGUUUUCUACAUCACCUGUGCUGUAGGACUGAGACCUCGUCUGGAACUGAAGCUAACAAAAUCCGUCCUUUUUGUGUGUUUUGUGUUCAGUUGGUGUAAGCAGGGCUCGUAGGGAAGGGGUGUCUCCUCCUUGUAGGACACUGUGUAAACAUUUGCCCUGUGUGGACUGCCUGGGAUAUAUUGUGUAGUGUGCCUGUGUGUGUGUAACCUGGUUUUGGUUGUUAGGUUGUAAUACUGUCUCUUGACUGAAAAAACCCCUCUAAUAUAAAGAAAAAUCCCAAGAAAUAAUAAAUAUAUAUAUAUAUAUAUAUUUAAAA
Messenger RNA from Hirundo rustica (Barn swallow), 8382 nucleotides. It is a transcript of the gene TP53INP2, whose product is annotated as tumor protein p53 inducible nuclear protein 2. The transcript has 4 exons. Gene Ontology annotation, biological process: positive regulation of DNA-templated transcription; autophagosome assembly. The record is from RefSeq and is a predicted model, not a curated record. Lineage: Eukaryota; Metazoa; Chordata; Aves; Passeriformes; Hirundinidae. Gene Ontology annotation, cellular component: nucleus; autophagosome. Bases 510 to 1196 code for a protein of 228 amino acids.